UCUGUGUAUUGCUGAACCUUUGAAGACCAUCUAGGGGUUUGUGGGUGGUGAAUGAGUAUGUAUUUUAGGUGGAUUGACACCGCUUUUAUUCUAAAUAAUGUAUCUGUGGCCCUGGACAUGAAGUAAUCAGUCCUCUGUUGCUGCUGACAUAGGGUCAGGGACUGAUGAGGGAAGCAUGGACCUAAUGAACGGACAGGCAAGCAAUGUUAAUAUCCCAGCUACUGCUUCUGAGAAAAGUAGCAGCUCAGAAUCAUUAAGUGACAAAGGUUCUGAACUGAAGAAAAGCUUCGAUGCGGUGGUGUUUGAUGUUCUUAAGGUUACACCGGAAGAAUAUGCGGGUCAGAUAACACUAAUGGAUGUCCCAGUAUUUAAAGCUAUUCAACCAGAUGAGCUCUCAAGUUGUGGUUGGAAUAAAAAAGAAAAAUAUAGUUCUGCACCAAAUGCAGUUGCCUUCACAAGAAGAUUUAAUCAUGUGAGCUUUUGGGUUGUUAGAGAGAUUCUUCAUGCUCAAACAUUAAAAAUUAGAGCAGAAGUUUUGAGCCACUAUAUUAAAACAGCUAAGAAAUUGUAUGAGCUGAAUAAUCUUCAUGCACUUAUGGCAGUUGUGUCUGGCUUACAAAGUGCCCCAAUUUUCAGGUUAACUAAAACAUGGGCGUUAUUAAGUCGAAAAGACAAAACUACCUUUGAAAAAUUAGAGUAUGUAAUGAGUAAAGAAGAUAACUACAAAAGACUCAGAGACUAUAUAAGUAGCUUAAAGAUGACACCUUGCAUUCCCUAUUUAGGUAUCUAUUUGUCAGACUUAACAUACAUUGAUUCAGCAUAUCCAUCAACUGGCAGCAUUCUAGAAAAUGAGCAAAGAACAAAUUUAAUGAAUAAUAUCCUUCGGAUAAUUUCUGAUUUACAGCAGUCCUGUGAAUACGAUAUUCCCAUGUUGCCUCACGUCCAAAAAUACCUGAACUCUGUUCAAUAUAUAGAAGAACUGCAAAAAUUUGUGGAAGAUGAUAAUUACAAGCUCUCAUUAAAGAUAGAACCAGGGACAAGCACACCACGGCCUGCUGCUUCCAGGGAAGAUUUAGUAGGUCCUGAAGUAGGAGCAUCACCACAGAGUGGAAGAAAAAGUAUAGCAGCUGAAGGAGCCUUGCUGCCUCAGACGCCUCCGUCCCCUCGGAACCUGAUUCCACAUGGACACAGGAAGUGCCACAGCUUGGGCUAUAAUUUCAUUCAUAAAAUGAACACAGCAGAGUUUAAGAGUGCAACGUUCCCAAAUGCAGGACCAAGACAUCUGUUAGAUGAUAGCGUCAUGGAGCCUCACGCACCAUCUCGAGGUCAAGCUGAAAGUUCCACUCUUUCUAGUGGAAUAUCAAUAGGUAGCAGUGAUGGUUCUGAACUAAGUGAGGAGACCUCGUGGCCUGCUUUUGAAAGGAACAGAUUAUACCAUUCUCUCGGCCCGGUGACAAGAGUGGCACGAAAUGGCUGUCGAAGCCACAUGAAGGCCAGCAGUUCUGCAGAGUCAGAAGAUUUGGCAGUACAUUUAUAUCCAGGAGCAGUUACUAUUCAAGGUGUUCUCAGGAGGAAGACUUUGUUAAAAGAAGGCAAAAAGCCAACAGUGGCAUCUUGGACAAAAUAUUGGGCAGCCUUGUGUGGAACACAACUUUUUUACUAUGCUGCCAAAUCUCUGAAGGCUACAGAACGCAAACAUUUCAAAUCGACAUCAAAUAAGAAUGUGUCAGUAGUAGGAUGGAUGGUGAUGAUGGCUGAUGACCCAGAACACCCAGACCUCUUCCUGCUGACUGAUUCUGAAAAGGGAAAUUCAUACAAGUUUCAAGCUGGCAGUAGGAUGAAUGCAAUGCUGUGGUUUAAGCAUUUGAGUGCAGCCUGCCAAAGCAACAAACAACAGGUUCCUACAAACUUGAUGACUUUUGAGUAGAAACCUGGGGAAGAAAAGGUGAGCCCUGCUCCUGACUGAAGGGGAACCUGAAGAAAGCGCCAGCUGCAGACCAUCUGUGCCAGGAAGAGCCUGAGGCACCAUCUCAGCCUUGGAGUUCUGAACCAAAAAGCACUAAUUUCAGGGAGUGAAGUGAGAUAUUCCCAGAGAACAAAUUGGAGUUACAAAAUAAACUGCCACGAACUAUGCUUCUUAUCUCUGAACUGACCUGUGGAAACCACUGCCUUAAAAGAAUGAAAGGAAAACCAACAUGAAACACCAAAUAGUGUGUGUGAAUCUUCUGGCGGUGCUGUGCUUGAAAUAGAUCGUAGCUAAUUUGCAUUUCUUUUACCUUUGUACUAAUUUCAGAGGGGGGAAUUAUCUUUUUUAGGUACAGUUUAAAAAAGGAAAAACAAUUCUUAUGGAUUACAUCAGGAGCUGGCUUUGAACUGCAGUGAACAGAUACUUAAACUUAGAAAUGAUACCACCAGCUUCCCCCAGCCCCCACCCCUGGCAAGGUUUGUUCUGCCUCCAGUAAUGCAUUCUCACUUGUUUUCUAACAGCAAGAAUGUAGGAAUUAGAAAUGUUAAUUAUGUAAGUUGUGGGGGUUUGUUUUGGAUGGGAGGUGUUUGUUUUGGACAAAGGGGACAUCUUUUUAAACUUCUGAAUUUAGUGCUGUGUGGGGAACAUUAUUUCCUGCAGGAGGCACAAAAGCCAAGUGUUCAUAAUGCCAGGCAGUUUCUUAAAGUAGGCUCCAGAAGACAUGGUUGGUUGUAACUGGGCUUAAAGUUUAGCUUUACAUGAAUUCAUUGUUGGACUACAGAUCUGCCUAAUAGAGAACUGUAAUCCCAAGCUGAACUUUCCUGAGAAGAUUUUACAGUAACUAGCCUUUUCCGUGAGUUGAUUGAAUUAUCCCUUCUCCCCCAUCACAAAUGGUUUUUAUCAGCAAGGGUGAUAAAAUUGAUAUUUUGCCAGGGUAUUUUGUUUUAUAGUGUUUAAUGUGCAUAUUGCCAGUGUUUUUGUUGUCAUUGUUACAGUUAUUCACUUUUUUUGUUCAAUAUGAGAUUCGAGAUUGUAUUUGUUUAAAAGAUUGUUUGUUUGUGUUUUAUUAUAAGACAAUGAUUUUAA
Fukomys damarensis (Damara mole-rat) is the source of this 3052-nucleotide messenger RNA. It is a transcript of the gene Ralgps2, whose product is annotated as Ral GEF with PH domain and SH3 binding motif 2. Bases 176 to 1927 code for a protein of 583 amino acids. Gene Ontology annotation, molecular function: guanyl-nucleotide exchange factor activity. Gene Ontology annotation, biological process: Ras protein signal transduction; positive regulation of GTPase activity. NCBI's taxonomy places the organism in Eukaryota, Metazoa, Chordata, Mammalia, Rodentia, Bathyergidae. The transcript is spliced from 20 exons. The record is from RefSeq and is a predicted model, not a curated record. Gene Ontology annotation, cellular component: plasma membrane.